Cervus elaphus (red deer) is the source of this 957-nucleotide messenger RNA. RefSeq names its product C-C motif chemokine 16-like. Bases 175 to 453 code for a protein of 92 amino acids. Gene Ontology annotation, biological process: cellular response to interleukin-1; cellular response to type II interferon; cellular response to tumor necrosis factor. Gene Ontology annotation, molecular function: chemokine activity; CCR chemokine receptor binding. The transcript is spliced from 3 exons. NCBI's taxonomy places the organism in Eukaryota, Metazoa, Chordata, Mammalia, Artiodactyla, Cervidae. Gene Ontology annotation, cellular component: extracellular region. The record is from RefSeq and is a predicted model, not a curated record.
AUGAAAUCGCUGAAGGAUCUACUGCUUCCUACUUCCCUUUGAAAUCCUAGUUCCCUUAUUGGAAAAAAAAAAAAUUUGUCGCGAUUAACAUUUCUCAAAACUUUCGAAGCCCAGAAGCCUCCGAAGCCCCUACCAGGCUACCUCUCCUCCUGCAGCUGCUCCCUCCACGAGAAGAUGGUCUCCACGGCAGCUGUCUCCUUCCUCCUCCUCCUCAGCACCACUGUGGCCCUUGGGUCCGAGAAUGAAUCCUCUUCAAGACUUUACCACCCCACCGAGUGCUGUUUCACUUAUACACGCCGGGCAAUCCCCCGGCAGCUCAUUUCAAGCUAUUAUGAGACCAGCAGCCUGUGCUCCAAGCCUGGAAUCAUCUUCGUCACCAGGAAGGGCCUUUACGUCUGUGCCAACCCCCAUGAUGGCUGGGUCUGGGACUAUAUCAAGGAACUGGAGGAGUGAUCCAGAAGUAAUGGAGAAGGACACAGCUCAGGAUUUACAGAGAGGGCGCUGAACCCCACUCCCCUCCUCCCAACUUAGCCCCAGACACCUCCUGAGAGCUGCCCCAACUUGAAUUAAAGAGCAGUCAGGCCCUUCCCUGCCCUCAUUCAUUUCUACUAAAUUUCCCCUCUGGAACUGGACUUGAGGACACUGGUGAGCCCGCUCAUGGUGGCACCCUCAGCCUCAUGCUUAACUCUGCAGAAGUUUGGCCAGAGCCUGGUGCAAAAAAAAAGGGUCAGGCCUGCCGUGAGGUAGAGAGAAACUGAGCAGGAAGUGAGGAAGACACUGUCUAAAGGGUGCCUUGAGACAGUAAUAACCACAGAAAUAACAGAUACCAUUUUUGUAGCACCUCCAUAGUCCAAGCACUCUACUAAGCAGUCUAUGUGCAUCCAUUUAUUUAAGCUUCACAAGGAAAGUUUGAUUUUGCAGCUAAAUCUUCAUAAAGGCCUCUCUAUAGCAGUCAAA